AUGACAUGGAUGAGGUGUCAUGGCGGACGGGAACUGGCUCUGAUAGACAAGCAGGGACAGGAGCAGUUAACCUUGACCUUUGACUCUCACGUAAAUGGUAUGAGCACCGUUUAUGACAACACACUGUUAAUAUGUGGUGUGGAGGAUAGAGAUAUUAAACAAAUCAUACUGCCAAGUGGAAAGGUCACUUCAGUUUUCUCCAUUGGGAAGCUGUAUCCUUAUCAUGUAUGUAAACCACCCAGUGGCGACCUCUACGUAACAGUUUUAGAUAGUAUUGACUACAAAGUCACCAUUGACAGUGAGAGAGCACUGGUUCGGUACUCUCCACUGGGACGGGAGAAGGGUCGGGCUCGUUACGACAGAAGGGGGGAUCCCCUGUUUGUUGGGCCGUUCAGAGUGAGGUUCAGUAACACAGAGGACGUUAUAGGUGUGAUCAAUAACACAGACGAAGACAACAAUCACCUGGUACUACUAAAUGCAGACCUCACGUUACGAUUACGGUAUCUAGGUAACGGCAAGGUCGUAUUAGGUGAGGAGAAGUUUGAUACUACUACCUACAAACCGGAAACCAAAUAUGCCAUCAGAGAUUUUAUCUUCCACUCUUUUGAAAAUAUCAUUAUUUGUGAGUACUUCAGUAGGUGUGUACGUCUUCUAUCCAAAGAUUGCGUCCCCAUGUGUACCCUUCUGCAGACACAGGAACACAUACCGAUGUCCAUGACCAUGAACGGGGACGAGGUGUGGCUGGGAUUUAUUGACGGAACUGUGAAAGUUUACAAGUACAAGUGA
Molecule: messenger RNA, 786 nt
Organism: Mizuhopecten yessoensis (Yesso scallop)
Lineage: Eukaryota; Metazoa; Mollusca; Bivalvia; Pectinida; Pectinidae
Exons: 2
Coding region: 1-786 (261 amino acids)
Source: RefSeq, a predicted model, not a curated record